CGCGGAGGUACUUAGUGAUCCAGGGAUCGGCGGUGUGGCUACUGUGAAUCCGCCGCGGAGAAUCGAGCGCCUCGUUUGCGACAUCGAGCAGGCUUCUCCGAGCUCGAAGAAUGCGUGCUCGGCCUCAAAUCCGAGCUCUCCGAGGAGCAGCGGCUGCAAAUCUGGAAGCUGAGCUACCGGAUCUGGAACACCUGCGUGCAUAUUGCCAACAGCAAACAGCAGCCGCCAGGCCGCGCAGCGGUGGAUUCCUUGGCGGAAUACCACGCUCGGCUUCGUCAGAUCGCGAGCGAGAUGCUCUUCUUGGCAUCUACCCGGUGGAGCACUCUCAAGAUGGCCAGGUUGAACUGGAGUACUGCCAACAUGACACUGAUCAUGAAAGAUGGACUCUUUGCAGAUUGUUACCCUUCGCAGGUUUGCACAAUGUUGUUCCAAAGCUUCGUUAAUUUGAGGUUUGGUUAUUGCA
Selaginella moellendorffii is the source of this 463-nucleotide messenger RNA. RefSeq lists its product as uncharacterized. Bases 111 to 443 code for a protein of 110 amino acids. NCBI's taxonomy places the organism in Eukaryota, Viridiplantae, Streptophyta, Lycopodiopsida, Selaginellales, Selaginellaceae. The record is from RefSeq and is a predicted model, not a curated record. The transcript is spliced from 2 exons.